Molecule: messenger RNA, 1176 nt
Organism: Perognathus longimembris pacificus (Pacific pocket mouse)
Lineage: Eukaryota; Metazoa; Chordata; Mammalia; Rodentia; Heteromyidae
Product: glutathione S-transferase Mu 1-like
Exons: 8
Coding region: 99-755 (218 amino acids)
Biological process (GO): glutathione metabolic process
Molecular function (GO): glutathione transferase activity
Source: RefSeq, a predicted model, not a curated record
CACCAGGCCCAGGCUCUGCCUUCCACUGCUCUGAGAUAAAAGUCCCAGCCCUGUCCUGGGAGACCACUAGGCUCAGUCACAGUAUCUGUGGGAGCACCAUGGCCAUGACUCUGGGUUACUGGGACAUCCGUGGGCUGGUUCACCCCAUUCGCCUGCUCCUGGAAUACACAGACUCAAGCUAUAAGGAGAAGAUAUACUCGAUGGGGGAUGCUCCUGACUAUGACAGAAGCCAGUGGCUGAGUGAGAAGUUCAAGCUGGGCCUGGACUUCCCCAAUCUGCCCUACUUGAUUGAUGGCACUCACAAGAUCACCCAGAGCAAUGCCAUCCUGCGCUACAUCGCCCGCAAGCACAACCUGUGUGGGGAGACAGAGGAGGAGAAGAUCCGUGUGGAUGUUUUGGAGAACCAGGUUUGGGACAUUCGCAUGCAGCUCGUCAAGCUCUGCUACAGCCCUGACUAUGAGAAACUGAAGCCUGAGUUCUUGGGAGGCCUCCCUGACAAGAUCAAGCUCUUCUCACAGUUCCUGGGGAAAAGGCCUUGGUUUGCAGGGGACAAGAUCACUUUUGUGGAUUUCCUGGCUUAUGAUAUCCUUGAUAUACACCGAAUGUUUGAACCCAAGUGCCUGGAUGCAUUCCCCAACCUGAAGGACUUCAUUUCCCGCUUUGAGGGACUGAAGAAGAUCUCUGCAUACAAAAAGACCAGCUGCUUCCGCCCCAAACCCCUAUUUUUAAAACUAGCCAUAUGGGGUAACAAAUAGGACUGUGUAAUAGCAACAUUCAAAGGGAGGAUCUGUCUACACUGUGGCCCUCUUACCUGGCUCCCCACACAGCUGCCUCCAUGUUCUCAAUCAUUUCUUCCUCCUUCUAUUCCCUUCUCUGAAAGGGCUAUAAUCUCCUUUUUCUACUCAGGCCCUCCUGCAACUGAGCCUCUGUAAGCUUCAGUUCUCCAUUUCUUCCACAAAGUUAUCCCAUCCCCAAUUCCUAGUCCUGGCCCUGAAUCCAUCCAGAUAGCCUCUGGCCUGCUUGGAGGAGCUUGACUGACCCCAGUCCCCAGAAUUACCUGAAAGAUCAUUUCUACCUGGUGUGUGUAGGCCCCAGUCUCCAGUGUGGGGGCUGUCCAGUCCUGUGUGACUCCCUUCCCCCAAUACAGCCUGAGCCCCACUAGCUCUGUCUUACCUU